Messenger RNA from Capronia coronata CBS 617.96, 1560 nucleotides. RefSeq lists its product as uncharacterized. Gene Ontology annotation, molecular function: phosphoric diester hydrolase activity. Gene Ontology annotation, biological process: lipid metabolic process. The transcript is spliced from 2 exons. Bases 1 to 1560 code for a protein of 519 amino acids. The record is from RefSeq and is a predicted model, not a curated record. Lineage: Eukaryota; Fungi; Ascomycota; Eurotiomycetes; Chaetothyriales; Herpotrichiellaceae.
AUGCCUCGUCUUUUGUCCUCUGCUAUCCAAUACCUCCGCAAUAAUGUCGACCGAGCAGCCCCUCAUGGCCACGAAUCAGUCCCUUUUUUGACGCAGGAACGGAUCUAUGUCAAGAGCCCGGACGUCGAAAAUGGAGCCUACAAUGACCUAUGUGCCGUCAAAGCCGAUUUCGAUACUGCCAAAUCACCCAUCGCCUCUAAUCCUGACACUGUCCCUGACACGUCCUUUGACCGUAUCGCAACUGCUAUUCUUCCUACAUGGCGCUGGACACAGAGUCUCCCUUCGUGGACAUCUUUGGACAGACGGGGACGCAUUGUGCUGUACACAGAGCAUAUCAGAGACAGCAGUUCAUACGAAUCGCGCCGGACCGUCCCAUUGAAGAAGGUUCUACGCCUUUUGGCCUUGUCGCUGAUGCUUCUGGGACUUCUCGAAUUCAUUGCCUUGUCAUGCGGCCUCCUGCUUUCAUUCUUUCCCGAUGAAGUGGACGACGUAUUGGGUUCCUGGACUGCCUCUGAAAGUGUCUCGGACAACCUAACUCACUGGCCCACUGAUUUCUCCGCUGACGUUCAUCCUGUCGCUUGCCAUUCUCACAAUGACUAUUGGCGCAAAGAGCCUCUGUUUUCUGCACUGCACGCCGGCUGCACCGGGGUCGAGGCUGAUGUGUGGCUGGUUGGUGAAGAAUUGUAUGUCGGACAUUCCAUGGCCGCUCUGGCUCCGGAACGGACUCUUCGUAGUCUCUACAUCGACCCCCUGAUGAAGAUUUUGGACCACCAGAAUCCUGUCACUUCAUUCCAUCCGUCUAUCGACACCCCUCCAAACGGUGUCUUCGAUACGAAGCCAGCCGAGACCCUCGUCCUGCUGAUCGAUUUCAAGAACGAGGGCCAUGCCAUUUGGCCAUAUGUCUCUGCGGAAAUCGAACCUCUACGGGAGAGGGGCUAUCUCACCUAUUUCAACGGUAGCGAUGUAGUCGACGGGCCGAUCACCGUCGUGGUCACGGGAAAUGCCCCUUUCCACGCCGUGGUUGCGAGCCCACAUUACCGGGAUAUGUUCUUCGAUGCUCCUUUGGCCCUCAUGGAGAAACUAUCCGACAUGGUUCCGCCAGGAGCACAUCCACCUGCAUCUUCACAAGACACCUCACUUCAGGGCACUCGCUCUGUUCCCACCAAGCGGCACUGUGAGGAUCAGGGUCAAGGUCUGUCAGGGUCAGCUCCCUUGAACCCCGCCAUCUAUUCCCGUGCCAACUCAUAUUAUGCAUCGGUCUCCUUCCAGGACAGUAUUGGGUGGCCUUGGCGAGGCCGAUUGUCAAACGGCCAGAUUGACAGAAUGCGCAAACAGAUUGCAGGAGCACACUCCCGAGGCCUGAAGGUGCGAUACUGGGGGGUGCCCAGCUGGCCCCGAGGAAUGAGAGACUACCUGUGGCGGACAUUGGUUCAAGAAGGCGUUGAUUAUCUGAACGUCGAUGAUCUAAAAUCGGCCACACAAGGCACCUGGGGCUGGGGCGAGAAGAAGUCUUGGUUCCAUGGCCCGUGGCGGUCUCGCUUUAUUGAGACAGGGGAGUGA